UAGAUAACAAUUGCACUGAUGGCUCUGGAUUCGUGUCUGAUUUCAUGUUGAAGGAACCAUGAGAGAAGAAAAUGAGUCUUCUACCACAGAUUUCACUCUCCUGGGAGUCACCAGGCAGCAGGAGCAGGAAUAUUUCUUCUUCAUCCUCUUCCUGUUCAUUCAACCCAUCACAGUGGUUGGAAACACGCUCAUCAUCCUGGCCAUUCACUCUGACAUUCGCCUUCAUAACCCCGUGUGCUUUUUCCUUGCCAACCUCUCCCUUGUUGACAUCUUCUUCUCCUCUGUAACUGUCCCCAAGAUGUCGGCCAACCAUCUCCUGGGUAGCAACACCAUCUCCUUUGGGGGAUGUCUGGCACAAAUGUAUUUCAUGGUAGCCUUGGCAAACACAGACAGCUAUACACUAGCUGCAAUGGCUUACGACCGAGCUGUGGCCAUCAGCCGCCCCCUUCAUUAUGCAACAGUUAUGAGUCCAUGGGCUUGUGUCCUGCUGGUUGCUGGGUCCUGGGUGAUUGGAAAUGCCAAUGCACUGCCCCACACCCUGCUCACAGCUAGAUUGUCCUUCUGUGGCAAUAAGGAUGUGGCCAACUUCUACUGUGACGUUACCCCUUUGCUCCAGCUGUCCUGUUCUGACAUCCGCUUCAAUGUGAAGAUGAUGUACCUCGGGGUGGGGGUUUUCUCUGUGCCACUGCUGUGCAUCAUCAUCUCCUAUGCCCGGGUCUUUUCCACAGUCUUGCUGGCUCCUUCCACCAAGAGCUCCCUCAAGGCCUUGUCCACCUGUGGCUCUCACCUGACAGUGGUGUCUUUGUAUUAUGGGACAGUCAUGGGCAUGUAUUUCCAGCCCCUGACGAGUUACAGUCUGAAGCAUGCAUUGAUAACUGUGAUGUACACAGCAGUGACCCCAAUGCUGAACCCUUUCAUCUACAGCCUGAGGAACCAGGACAUGAAGGCUGCUCUGAGAAAGCUCUUCCACCGCACCUCCUCAUCAUCACCCAUGUGAGAGCACACACUGUAGAGAUUUUGGUCCCCAGUCAGAAGCACUAGAAAAUCCAGCUUCAAUGGCACCCUGCCAG
Meriones unguiculatus (Mongolian gerbil) is the source of this 1070-nucleotide messenger RNA. Its product is annotated as olfactory receptor 1A1-like. The record is from RefSeq and is a predicted model, not a curated record. Lineage: Eukaryota; Metazoa; Chordata; Mammalia; Rodentia; Muridae. Gene Ontology annotation, cellular component: membrane. Bases 59 to 997 code for a protein of 312 amino acids. The transcript has a single exon. Gene Ontology annotation, biological process: G protein-coupled receptor signaling pathway. Gene Ontology annotation, molecular function: olfactory receptor activity; G protein-coupled receptor activity.